GCAUUAUUCUGUGGAAAUAUAUUCGACGGGAAAGGGUGUUUAUUCACAUGGAUAAGAAUCUCUGUUCCAUCGGCUUUCCGUCUUCCUGAUGCGCUUUCAUCCUAAUUGGAAACAUGAACUGAAAGUGCGUGGAAGUCCUCCGGAGCCGAGGUCACCCUCGCCGAAGCGGGUUGUUUUUAGCAACACAGCGUCCAGCCCAAAUCAUGCUCCGUUAAACUUCUGUGGUCUACCUUAGUAACUAUCGGCAAACAAGGACACACGGAAAGUUUGGAGAGAAUGACGAGUCCCCGGGUGAAGCAUGAGCUACCGGAGUAUUGCUUUUAGACGGGCAUAUCUGAUGUGUCUAUGGAGGUGUGUAGCAGUAAGCCUCUUGUGCUGGGCUGCAGCCUCCUCUGCAGCAGGUGCUGGCGAUGCCGCUGGGCCCUUUGGGUGGCUCCUUUCAGAUAAAGGGCCCUUUCAGCACUCCCAGGAAUUUGCCGAAUUUGCCGAGCGCUACCAACAGGGCUUCAACACAAAGUACAAGAUAUACAGGGAGUUUGGGCGUUGGAAGGUGAGCAGCAUUGCGCUGGAGCGACAGGAGAACAAUGGCGUCACGCUGCCCCUGGACCCCGAGUUCAUGCAGACCAUCAGGCACCUGGGCCGCCGGCCAACCGUCGCCGCCAUCACCGAGCUUGUCAUCAGGAAGUUCGGCACGCACUUCCUGCUGUCCGCCACACUGGGAGGAGAGGAGGCCCUGACCAUCUUCGUGGACAAGCGUAAGCUGAGCCGGGCGGCUGAUCCCAGCGACUCCAACCACACGGCCGUCACCUUGGAGACGCUCCACCAGCUGGCCGCCUCCUACUUCAUCGACAGAGAGAGCACGCUGCGCAAGCUGCACCACCUCCAGAUCGCCUCCACUGCCAUCAAGGUGACCGAAACAAGGACAGGCCCUCUUGGAUGCAGUAACUAUGACAACCUUGAUUCAGUCAGUUCAGUCCUGGUCCAGAGCCCUGAAAACAAGAUUCAUUUGCAAGGUCUGCAGGCCAUCCUGCCAGACUACUUGAGGACGCGUUUUGUGGAGGCUGCCCUCAGCUACAUUGGGUGCCACUCCGAGGGAGAGUUUGUGUGCAGGGAUAAUGACUGCUGGUGCCGCUGCGCUCCCGAAUUCCCACAGUGCAACUGUCCAGAGGCGGACCUGAAAGCCAUGGAGGACAGCCUGCGACAGAUCAGAGAGUCCUGGAAACAGGCCAAUCAGGAGUUUGAGGAAUCAGAUGAGUUCCAGAACUUUGUGCGAAGACUGCCAACAUUCUACGCCUUAAACACAUCGGCCAUCCAGUACUUCUGGAAGAUGGACCCCGGUGUGCACCAACGCUACCAGCAGCUGGAGCUCAGCGCUGGACAGCUUCUCAGCAAAGCCCGGCGGAUCGUCAGCAGGCUUUUCACACUGAGCAAGCGAUGCCGCACGCAGCCCCGAGUUGCCAUGCUCAGAGAGAGGCCCUUUAUCUACUGGCAGAGCUACAUCCUCUCCCUCCUCUACUGCAGCGAGAACAACCAGAUCGGCUCCUACCUGGAGGAGUCGCGCGCCUGCUCGUGCCCGUACGAGCACCCCUCGUGCCAGGCCGUGAUCCCCUGCACGGUGGGCGAGGGCCCCUUCUGCUCGGCCUGCUCCUACGACAACCGCUCGCGCUGCUCCGCCUGCAACCCGGGCUACACGCUGAGCCAGGGCGCCUGCCGCAGCACCGUGCCCGACUCCACCGACAACUACAUCGGCUUCGAGACGGACCUGCAGGACACGGAGAUGCGCUACCUGCUGCAGAAGCGGGACGCCCGCAUCACGGUGCACGCCAUGUUCAUCAGCAAUGACGUGCGCCUCAACAACUGGUUCGACCCCUCAUGGCGGAAGAGGAUGCUGCUGACGCUCAAGAGCAACAAGCUCAAGUCCAGCCACGUGCACAUGCUCCUGGGAAUGUCCCUCCAGAUCUGCCUUACUAAAAACACUACCCUGGAGCCCACGCUGUCCGUCUACAUCAACCCCUUCGGGGGCAGCCACUCGGAGAGCUGGGUCAUGCCCAUUGACCAGAGCAAUUAUCCAGACUGGGAAAGGACCAAGCUUGAGUCGCCGCUAGACUGUUACAACUGGACGUUGACCCUGGGCAACAAGUGGAAAACCUUUUUCGAGACGGUCCACUUUUACCUGCGCAGCCGCGUCAAGGUGCCCUCGGGCCACGGCAACGCCUCGGUCUACUACGAGCCCCUGGAGGUGCUGGACUCCUCGCGUAACCUGGGCUACAUGAAGAUCAACAGCAUGCAGGUGUUUGGCUACAGCAUGCACUUUGACCCCGAGGCCAUCCAGGACCUCAUCCUGCAGCUGGACUACCCGUACACUCAGGGCUCGCAGGACUCGGCCCUGCUGCAGCUGCUGGAGAUCCGGGACCGGGUCAACCGGCUCUCGCCGCCGGGCCAGCAGCGCCUGGACCUCUUCUCCUGCCUGCUGCGCCACCGCCUCAAGCUCUCCACCACGGAUGUGGUGCGGAUCCAGGCGGCUCUGCAGGCCUUCAGUGCCAAACAACCAAACUCGAUGGAAUACGAAACAACCAAAUUAUGUAGUUAAUAAUAACGAAGCAAGG
Messenger RNA from Engraulis encrasicolus (European anchovy), 2606 nucleotides. It is a transcript of the gene brinp3a.1, whose product is annotated as bone morphogenetic protein/retinoic acid inducible neural-specific 3a, tandem duplicate 1. The record is from RefSeq and is a predicted model, not a curated record. The coding region runs from base 299 to 2590 and encodes 763 amino acids. Gene Ontology annotation, biological process: cellular response to retinoic acid; nervous system development; positive regulation of neuron differentiation. The transcript has 8 exons. Gene Ontology annotation, cellular component: neuronal cell body; dendrite; cytoplasm. Lineage: Eukaryota; Metazoa; Chordata; Actinopteri; Clupeiformes; Engraulidae.